Messenger RNA from Leptonychotes weddellii (Weddell seal), 2358 nucleotides. The record is from RefSeq and is a predicted model, not a curated record. Lineage: Eukaryota; Metazoa; Chordata; Mammalia; Carnivora; Phocidae.
ACCCUGUUGAAAUUUUCAAGAUUGGAUUUUAUUUAUCUGAAUACACUAAGCAUUGUGUUUUCAUAGUCUGUAUCUGAUGAUUCAGAUAAUUCAAACCUAAUGGAUCUGUUUGUGUUGGCUGUUGUCUCUACCGCUUCAUAUUUAUGAUGUCUUUUUUUAUUUGUAUUCCUAGUUAUCUUUCUGUGUGGACUUUGUACAUGAACAAUUGUUGGUUGAGAUAAUUUGGGGCCUAGGAUGAUGGACACUUACUCCAGAGAAGAUUUUAUUUGCAUUGGUCAGGGCUUAUAAGGGUUCUUCCUGUCUGGAACCACCAUAAUCUUUGUUUAAAGCUUAAAGUUUACUAGUCCAAUUAGAUGUUGCAAGGCCAAACUAAAAGACUUUGUGAGAGCUAGUUUAUUUCCAGUUUAUAAUUACCCUUAAACUGAAACAUUUGAGGUUCCCAGCAUUAUAUGGGUGAUGGUUUGUUAGGAAAUCCCUUCCCUUGUAAUGAGCCUUGGGUCUUUGAUUAGCUGCCUUGAGUCAGCAGUAGAUUCAACACAGUUUGGCACUGGUGUAUUACUUAACCUCUAUUCCUAACCACAGAUGCCCUUGGGACAAAUACAGUUAACCAUAUGAGUACUAAAAGAAAACAUGGGUGAAUUCCUCUUUGACCUCACGGAGGAAAAUAAUUAACUAUGAAUCAAAAUCUAGAUGGAAUAAAAGAAAAGUUUGAUAAAUUUGACUACUUUUUAAAUGUAUGGCAGAAAUACACCAUAUACAAAGUAGAAAAGCAACUAACAAGCUGGAAGUAAAUAUUUGCAACAUAUAUAACAAAGGCCUAAUAUUGUUAAUGUAUAAAGGAUACUGAAAAUGAGAGAAGGACCAACAACCCAACGAAAAUGUGGAAAGACGUGAACAAUUUACAGUGAUAUUUAAAUUGUCAAAAAAAUGCAUAAUAAAAUGCCAUGAGAUACUACUACUCACCUAUCAUGUUAGUGAAAAUGAAAAAGUAUUCCAACACAUGUUGGAAAAGGUGUGAAGAACCAAGCACUCUCCUAUACUGCUGGUGGGAAAGCAAAGAAACGGAUCUAAGGCUCGGGGAGGGAACAGCCUGGAGAUGGAGAUUUGAGAAUCAUCUGUGCUUAGAGGGAAAUGAACAGAAAUCUCUCAGGGAGAGAGAACGUGUGGACUGAGAGAAGAGGCCCAGGAACACAGCUACUCAAGGUGGCAGCGCCGCUUCCCGGUGGGCACCACUACCUGGGCUCUGGAGUCAGGCAGAGCCGCUCUUGAAAGCAGCCUGUGGGACUCAGCUGCUGAGCGCUCCUGGCAAAGUCGGGUACCGUCCCUGUGAUCAGCGGUCACACCUGGCAAUGACGUACCUCGCAGAGGGAUGCUGUGCGAGGACCUGAGAUGCGCCAGGUCUGUCUGUCUGUCCCCAGCACUCUGCAAGGCUAGAAAAGGAGGAGGAACCUGUUCAGAAUUCCUGCAGGACAAGGAAAAGAAGGGAAAAAAUCUCAACAUGGAAAAACUCUACAAUGAAAAUGAAGGAAAGCUGGAAAUCGAGGGAACGCCAGAAGAUGAAGUAGAGCCUGAAGAUGAAGGAAAAUCAGAUGAGGAAGAAAAGCUGGAAGUGGAGGGGAAGCCAGGGCAUGAGGGAAAGCUCCAGAAUAAGGGACAGCCAGAUGAUGAGGGACAACCAGAAGAUGAGGGAAAGCAAGAAAAGCAGGGCAAGUCUGAAAAUGAGGGAAAACCACACGGUGAGGGCAAGCCAGAAUCCCUGGCAAAGCCUGAGAGUGAGCCACGGGCUGCCGAGAAGCGCCCAGCUGAAGAUUACGUGCCCAGGAAAGCAAAAAGAAAAACAGACAGGGGGACGGAUGAUUCCCCCAAGGACUAUCAGGAGGACUUACAGGAAAGGCACUUGGGCAGUGAGGAGAUGAUGAGAGAAUGUGGAGAUAUGUCAAGGGCUCAGGAAGAGCUAAGGAAAAAACAGAAAAUGGGUGGUUUUCAUUGGAUGCAAAGAGAUGUACAGGAUCCGUUUGCCCCAAGGGGGCAACGGGGUGUCAGGGGGGUGAGGGGUGGAGGUAGGGGCCAAAGAGGCUUACAUGAUAUCCCAUAUCUUUAAUGCCUUUGGCCUUCAAUUUUGUUUUCUCUGAUGAGAAUAUUGCUGCCGCUGCUUUCCCUGGCAGGCAUUUGCCAGGCUAUGUGCUCUAACCUUAUGCUGAUACUUUGCUUUAGGUGUCACUCUCGGUUACCAGCAGCCUUUUGACCCAACUGCAGCACUCUGUCUUUCAGUAGGGAAUUUUCACCCUUGUGCAUGGAAGAAAUGUUCAUGGUACACUGUAAAAUAACAAUAAAGAAAAAACAGUUUUCAGAACCACA